AUGAACAAUCAGAACCCUAACAUCCCUCAAAGAGAAAUCACCCAGCAAAUCGUUAGUAAUGGAGAACGUAUAUCUGAGAUCAGGGAAAGAAGCCAUGGAGGUCAUGAUUUGAACAUGGAGGACGCUGAAAAUGGAGACAGAGAUCCAAUCAAUGGGGCAGACCAUCUUCCUACUUAUGAAUCAAUCAUUCGUACUGCAAAUCAGGACUGGAUUAGUAAAUGGCUCUCCAAUGAUAGCUUAAAAUCUAAAGCUAGUGCUGUUCUUACAAUAGCUUGGAGUAUCUGGAAAGAGAGAUGUCUAAAAAAUUUUCAAGGGAAAAACCUUAAUCACUAUGUUACUACUAGGCUGGCCCUUAAGUUAGUUAAUGAUACAGAUACCUACUUGAGUAACUUUGUUUCUGAGAAUAACCCUAGAACUGUUACUGUAGGACAAAAUCUGAAUAGUGUCAUUAGCCAAUUGUCUGAAAAAUGCCAUGUUAUCUUUAGUGAUGGUGCUUAUGAUAAGAAAUCUAAAUUAUCUGGUAUUGGUUUGGUUAUGAAUGAUAUUACAAGUUCAUUCCUUGGAUGCAAACUCAAAGCCAGGAAUAUGAGGAAUGCUGAAGAAGCGGAAAGUCUGGUCUUACUAGAAGCACUGAAGUGGGCAGAAGAGAAAGAUUUGGAAAAAGUUUGUUUUGUUAGUGAUGCUAAAACAGUCAUUGACUCCUUCAAUUUCAACAAUAACCAAUUAUUUUGCUAUAAUAACUCAGUCUUGGAUGAAUGUAGAACAUUUAUUCCCAGUUUUAGCUUUGUUAAGUUUCAAUUCUUGCGUAGAAAUCAUAUUGUACUUGCUGAUCUCGCAACAAAGUUUAGUAGAAGGUCUAGAACCUCUGGAGAAUGGAUGGGCUUUAUCCCCGAAUUUCUCAAUUCUACUAUGUAA
Molecule: messenger RNA, 915 nt
Organism: Papaver somniferum (opium poppy)
Lineage: Eukaryota; Viridiplantae; Streptophyta; Magnoliopsida; Ranunculales; Papaveraceae
Exons: 2
Coding region: 1-915 (304 amino acids)
Molecular function (GO): nucleic acid binding; RNA-DNA hybrid ribonuclease activity
Source: RefSeq, a predicted model, not a curated record